Messenger RNA from Anneissia japonica, 1103 nucleotides. RefSeq lists its product as uncharacterized. The annotation marks the transcript as partial. The record is from RefSeq and is a predicted model, not a curated record. Lineage: Eukaryota; Metazoa; Echinodermata; Crinoidea; Comatulida; Comatulidae. The transcript is spliced from 2 exons.
GUGAAGGUAACAAGUGUGGAGGUAAAAUGGCAGACAAGAGGGAUUUUAUUGAGCGAGUCUGUCAAUGAUGAUGAGUUAUUUAAAGUACCUGAAAAGAUUAUUCAGGGCAAUAAGCUGAAAGAGUUACAGGUUUUACGACACUUCAAGCAUGCCAGUUUACAAAUCGGAGAUAGAGCUAUGUAUAAAAUAACAACUGACCAGGUUAUACACCCUCAGCAUGUUGCGCUAGGCUCCCUCUACUGCUUCAAGCAGCCUGAGCCUUCUCAGAAGGCUGGUGGAAGACAGUCACAAAAACAACACUCUUCUGGUGUGGAGAGAUCUACUGAAAGUGUUCCAUCCUCAAAUGAAGAAAGAGUGGAACUAACUGAAAAAGUAGAGAAAUCUGAAGCGUUAAAACUUGAAGGCGAUCAGGAAUUAACUUCAGAAAAUCUUGAUGAGAACAUUGAUGUUGGAAAAGAUGAUAACAAAAGAACAUUUAACUCUCAAGAAGCAAAUGAAAAAGAGGGAACAUUAAUUUCUGGGGAACAUGAUGUGUCUGCGAUGGAGAAAAAUGAUGAAGAAAAGUGCGCAGAAGCCAGUGCUAAUGUCAGGGAAACGUCAGUUCAAAUGAGUGAUGGUAAAGUAGUUAAUAUAGACUUGGAAUUACUAUGUGAAAUACAUCGGCAACUUCUCGAAGCCUCUGAUGAUAUUGCCAAGAUAGGCGGUUGCUUCAAACCACUGAUCAGCAAUGAAAGUGGGGAGGCUGCCGAACACAUGGAACAGCAUAUUGUCAGACUAUUGCAAUCAAGAAAUGAACUUCAUGAGCAAAUUGCAUUAGUAGAGGGACUGAUAAACGGUAUGAAUGAAACGCCGAUUGAGGUGAAAGAGAAAGAUUCCUUUAGGAAGGCUGCAGAAGGACAUCACCUGAAGACCAGUGCGGCUAGGAUGCCGAAGUUGAGACCUGGACGCAAUAAGAAGCAGCCAGUGACAGCAGGUGAAGAGGUGUGUGUAGAAGUGACUCAUACCUCAACAGUUGUUGAUGUUACUUGGCAGGUGAGGUUAAUUUACUUUUUCGUUCAUCAUCACCUCCAAUAUUACCCUUGAAAAAUACAGAUUCCAGUCAA